AUGAUUAACAUGAAAUUAAAAAAUCCUAAGUCAUUAUCCUCACUUGUAAAUGUGUAUUUGAAAAAUAUUCAUAAUCCUUUGGAACUUAGAGAGUUAAUUAAUUAAUUAUUAAGCGAUGCCACAUUUUUACCAAUGUAUGGACUAACCGAUUUAUAAAAAAUAGAACAUAGAACUAUCUUUACAAACAUUUAACUUGGGAAUAACUAAAACUUAGGGUAACUUAUUAAGCUAAAUUAGCACUAUAAUAGGAAUGACGGUUUUAGGAGUAAUUGGUUUCCUCGCACUUGGAUUUACCUUUUUAGGGGCUAUUGGUGGAGGAGCAAUUGGAAUAAUUUUAGGAAGGUAUUUAGGAAGAAAAAUCUCAAAAAAAAUUGCUACUAAAGGGAUAAAUUUAACUGAAUUUGAUAUUUUUGUUAUUCGAGUUAAAUGCUUACUUAAAUGGGUAAAUUUCAGUUGAAUAAUUUAGGGUAAAUUGAUUAUGGCCAAAUACACAAACGAUAUUAAUUUAUAGAGAUUUUGUGUUUAAAGGAUUCUAACUGAAAUUAAACCUCUAUUACACUAUAAGUAUUUUGAUCAAAAAUUUUAAAAAGAAUCUUUAACUUUAUUAUGUAAAAUAAGAGAAUAACUAUCGAAAGAACAAUCUAUACAUGCUUUGAGUCUCAGUUAUAAAUUAACAAAAGAAUACAUUCAAAUUAUUGAAUAAAAAAUAAUUUAUUCAAAAUUUAGUACAUAUGAAGUAAAUACUUAUUAUCAUAGGUUAAUCUUUAGAUAUCAUAUGUUUUAAAUGAAACAGUUUCAGAUGUAUUAAUUCCUUUUUUAACAUUAUUUUAAAAUGUAGGAAAAUUUGAGAAAAAUGAUGUCAUCUAAUUAUUGAUAAAAAAAAUUAAAAAAUUAUAAGUUAAUAAAAUAGUAUUAAAGUGUUAAUAAAGCUAUUUUGAUUAAUAACUUUCAAUAGAAUUUAUCAAAAUGUUUGCUGCUAAGCUAAAUUAAAAAGUUAAAAUUGAAGAUUUGGAAAAAUUUUUAUAAAUACAAAAUUAUAGAUCAUAACAAUAAAAUCGAGAAUAAAAUUCACCAACUAAAACCCAAUAAAGAAGAAAAAGCUAAGGAGAUAUGAUAUCGAUGAAUGAAGAUGUAGAUUAAGAAUUUCAAGCUUAAGUACCAUUAACAAUGAAUAAUUAAGUGAGAGCAAGGGCAAAAUCUUGCGAUGAUAAAAAUGAUUAACAAAUUAAUUUAAAAUAAUCUGAGUAAACGAUCAAUCUAAAUUAAUAAUAACCAUAAUAACCAGUUUAAUAAUCUCCAUAAAUUUUAUUUGAAAAAACAGAAAAAAGAGGAUCUUAAUGCAUAUAAGAGAAUUUAAUUUAACAGAGUUAAUUACAAUAAAUUUUAUGUCUGCAAAUGGAAAAUUCUUAAUAGCACUCGUAAAUGCAUAGAGGAUCAUAAUUAAUUUAAGAAAAUUAAAUUAAUUCUGAUAGAACAUAUUAAUUAUCAGCUGAGUUGGAAGAGAAAUUUAAAUUACUAGUUGAUCUAAUUGAUGAACCUAUUGAGGGAUGGGAAAUUAUAUUAAAAAAAGAGAAUUUGAUCAUUUACAAAACAUUCAAACCUGGAAAUCCAGCAGUGUUUGUAAAAGGUCAUAGUGAUUUAGCAGGAAUUUCAAUAGAUGUAUUAUUAAAAGCAAUUCAUAAUGAAAAGUAUAGACAAAAAUGGGAUAAAAUUUUAUUGAGUUUUUAAGUAUUGGAAAGGGAAUCAGCUAUUGUAGAUAUCAUUUAUUACUAUGUUAAGAGUCCUCCUUGUGUAGAUAACAGAGAGUUUUGUUAAAAAAGAAUAUUGAAAUAUGAUUUUCCAAAGUCAGGAUAAACUUGUCUCUUAUAUUUUAGUGUAGAUCAUAAUAAGGCUCCUAAAUUCAAAGGGCAUAUAAGAGCAGAGACUUUAAUUUCAGGUUAUAUUUUAGAAUCCAUUCCUGGGGGAAGUAGAUUAUACUUUUGCUCUAAUAAUGAUGUCAAAGGAGAUAUUCCAAAAGUAAAAAAAUUAUGUAUUAUAAAUAGAGUUUAGUUAAUUAUGUUGCUUCCAGAGCUCCUAUAAGUUGGAUUAAUUCAUUAAGAAAAGGUUGUGAAGAUUACAAUAAGAUUAUGUAACAAAUUUAAUCAUGA
This is a messenger RNA of Paramecium sonneborni, 2147 nucleotides long. Lineage: Eukaryota; Ciliophora; Oligohymenophorea; Peniculida; Parameciidae. The record is from the annotation of a GenBank genome assembly.